CUCAAGCCUCUCUCUCUCUUUCUCGGCUUAUAUUAGCUGCCAUCCCCCCUCCACAGUUCUUCUUCUAUCUUGAGCUGCACCGCUAGUGGAUCGAUCCAUCCAUCCAUCCAUGGGAGAUCCCUACACGAAUUUCUUGAGAGGCUACAGCCUGCGCUAUUCCAACCCAGCUUCUUCCUCCUCCUUUCCCAGCUACGCCUCCUACCUCCACCACCCACCACCUCCCUCGUCCCCUCCCAUCAGGGAAGCCCUCCCCCUCCUCAGCCUCACGCCCUCCUCCUCAACCCACCAUCAACACCAUGAUGAUGAAGAAGAUCACAAGGACAAGCUCAUCACCACAGCCUCCUGCAGCAACCAAGCUGCAGAAACUGCUGAUCAGGGAGCCGGGGAGGUCACCGUGGCCCUACACAUAGGCCUUCCCAGCCCCAGCCCCUCCGACGCAGCAGCCGGCCACCAUCAGGAACAAGAUGCAGCAGCAGGCGGAGCUGAGGAGAGAAGCGAGAAGCAGCAGGAGGAAGGAGAAGAGGAAGGGGAAGCGGAGGAGGAGGAGGACGGGAGCACGAUGGCGCUGGGGGUGGGGUGCGCGUCGCUGGGCGUAGGGAGGCUGACCAAGGGGCAGUACUGGAUCCCCACCCCGUCCCAGAUCCUCAUUGGACCCACGCAGUUCUCCUGCCCCGUCUGCUACAAGACCUUCAACAGAUACAACAACAUGCAGAUGCACAUGUGGGGUCACGGGUCACAAUACCGGAAGGGGCCCGAGUCCCUGCGCGGGACGCAGCCGACGGCGAUGCUCCGGCUGCCGUGCUACUGCUGCGCGUCGGGGUGCCGGAACAACGUCGACCACCCGCGCGCCCGCCCGCUCAAGGACUUCCGCACCCUGCAGACCCACUACAAGCGGAAGCACGGCAUCAAGCCCUUCAUGUGCCGCAAGUGCGGCAAGGCCUUCGCCGUGCGCGGCGACUGGCGCACCCACGAGAAGAACUGCGGCAAGCUCUGGUACUGCGCCUGCGGCUCCGACUUCAAGCACAAGCGCUCCCUCAAGGACCACAUCCGCGCGUUCGGCCGCGGCCACGCCCCCUGCGGCAUCGACUGCUUCGACCUUGACGACGACGACCGCGACCCCUCCUCUGAGGUCGACCACGCGGCCGUCACCACCGCCGCCGGCGCCGGAGCUGGCGUUGUUGGGAGCGACCAUCGCCACUGGAAGAGCAACUGA
Molecule: messenger RNA, 1213 nt
Organism: Lolium rigidum
Lineage: Eukaryota; Viridiplantae; Streptophyta; Magnoliopsida; Poales; Poaceae
Product: zinc finger protein WIP2-like
Exons: 2
Coding region: 110-1213 (367 amino acids)
Biological process (GO): regulation of gene expression; anatomical structure development
Cellular component (GO): nucleus
Molecular function (GO): DNA-binding transcription factor activity
Source: RefSeq, a predicted model, not a curated record